Macrosiphum euphorbiae (potato aphid) is the source of this 219-nucleotide messenger RNA. The record is from the annotation of a GenBank genome assembly. NCBI's taxonomy places the organism in Eukaryota, Metazoa, Arthropoda, Insecta, Hemiptera, Aphididae.
AUGGAAGUGUUAGACGAUAUAGAAGCUGCAUGCGUUUUGUUUGCAUUAUAUGAGGAACAUGAAAGUAGCUAUCCAGAAGAGUUUAUGAAGUAUUAUCGUAUGUCGAUAACAUCGUUUGAUGAGUUGAUAUCGCUGGUAGGACCGAAAUUGUCAAAACAGCAUACUGGUUUGCGUGUGCCAAUAUCACCGGAAGAGCGAUUGACCGUGACACUGAGGUAG